UUUCUUCUCUUCUUCACUCUUGCUUCCUCCUGCGGGUUCUUUUCUAGUUUCUUACUACUACCUCUAAUGGCGGACAAGCUAGCUCUUCCUCUUCUCCUUCCCUGUUCUCCUUCCUCUAAACCUUAUUCUCACGACCAAAACCACCAUCUCUCUCGGACGCCCUUUCUUACUACGUCACUUUCGUCACCACCUCCUCCGCCUGUAGAACCUCUCCUCCACGAUGUUUUCCUUCACCAGAACCCUAAUUCCAGACAACCCAUCAGCUCUCAAACAUCUAGAAACCGUAACCGGACUCGAAUUGGCAAGUCACGCGACCCUAACCUCGGGAAACCUUGGUCUUACCAUGGUCUUUCUCCACAAGGUCAGCAAGUUCUACGUUCCCUCAUCGAACCAAAUUUUGAUUCCGGUCAAUUAGAUGCUCUACUCUCUGAGCUAUUCGAGCCGUUUAAGGAUAAACCAGCCUCUACCUCGUCGGAGUUACUAGCUUUUCUUAAAGGAUUAGGAUUUCAUAAGAAAUUCGAUUUGGCUCUUUGUGCUUUUGAUUGGUUUAUGAAGCAAAAGGAUUAUCAAUCCAUGUUGGAUAACUCUGUUGUUGCUAUAGUUAUCAGUAUGCUAGGUAAAGAAGGUAGAGUAUCUUCCGCUGCAAAUUUGUUCAAUGGUUUGCAGGAAGACGGGUUUUCGCUUGAUGUUUACUCUUAUACUUCGUUGAUAUCAGCCUUUGCUAAUAGCGGAAGGUACAGAGAAGCUGUAAAUGUGUUCAAGAAGAUGGAGGAAGAAGGUUGUAAACCGACUUUGAUCACUUAUAAUGUUAUCUUGAAUGUAUUUGGGAAAAUGGGUACUCCUUGGAAUAAGAUUACGUCUCUAGUGGAGAAGAUGAAGAGUGACGGGAUUGCUCCAGAUGCGUAUACUUACAACACUCUUAUAACUUGUUGUAAACGAGGCUCUUUGCAUCAGGAAGCUGCUCAGGUUUUCGAAGAAAUGAAGGCUGCAGGGUUUAGUCAUGAUAAGGUUACUUACAAUGCGCUAUUAGAUGUUUAUGGAAAGUCCCAUCGGCCUAAGGAAGCUAUGAAGGUUUUGAAUGAGAUGGAGCUCAAUGGAUUUUCUCCUAGCAUUGUGACUUACAACUCCUUGAUCUCUGCAUAUGCGAGGGAUGGCAUGCUGGAUGAGGCAAUGGAGCUUAAGAAUCAGAUGGCGGCAAAGGGAACGAAACCUGAUGUUUUCACUUACACAACACUUUUGUCGGGGUUUGAGAGGGCUGGGAAGGUCGAAUCUGCUAUGAAUAUUUUUGAAGAGAUGAGAAAUGCUGGGUGCAAACCAAAUAUUUGUACUUUUAAUGCCUUUAUAAAGAUGUAUGGUAACAGGGGAAAGUUUGCUGAUAUGAUGAAGAUAUUUGAUGAGAUCAACGUGUGUGGUCUCUCCCCCGACAUUGUCACUUGGAAUACACUAUUAGCAGUCUUUGGCCAAAAUGGGAUGGAUUCAGAAGUAUCAGGUGUAUUCAAGGAAAUGAAGAGAGCUGGUUUCGUACCUGAAAGGGAAACUUUCAACACCCUAAUCAGUGCGUAUAGCCGCUGUGGUUCGUUUGAACAAGCUAUGACUGUUUACAGGCGAAUGCUUGAUGCUGGGGUCACUCCUGACCUUUCCACCUAUAACACUGUGUUGGCAGCUUUGGCCCGUGGAGGAAUGUGGGAACAAUCUGAGAAAGUUCUUGCAGAGAUGGAGGAUGAUCGGUGCAAACCAAAUGAAUUAACUUACUGCUCUCUACUUCAUGCAUAUGCAAAUGGCAAGGAGAUAGGUCUGAUGCAUUCUCUAGCAGAAGAGGUUUAUUCUGGAGUUAUCGAGCCUCGAGCUGUACUUUUGAAGACCCUUGUCUUGGUUUGUAGUAAGUGUGAUCUUUUGCCAGAGGCUGAACGCGCAUUCUCUCAGCUGAAAGAAAGAGGGUUUUCACCAGACAUUACCACAUUAAAUUCCAUGGUCUCCAUAUAUGGAAGAAGGCAGAUGGUGGGAAAGGCGAACGAAGUCUUGGACUACAUGAAAGAAAGGGGUUUCACACCAAGCAUGGCGACCUACAAUAGCCUCAUGUAUAUGCAUAGUCGGUCUGCGGAUUUCGGGAAAUCAGAGGAGAUCUUGAGGGAAAUACUGGCUAAGGGGAUCAAGCCAGAUAUCAUAUCAUACAACACAGUCAUUUACGCCUAUUGUAGGAAUACUCGGAUGAGGGAUGCAUCUAGAAUAUUCUCAGAGAUGAGGGAUUCAGGGAUUGUCCCUGAUGUUAUCACCUACAAUACGUUUAUUGGUUCUUAUGCGGCUGACUCAAUGUUUGAGGAGGCCAUCGGCGUCGUGAGGUACAUGAUCAAGCAUGGUUGUAGACCAAACCAGAACACCUACAACUCCAUUGUAGAUGGAUACUGCAAGCUAAACAGGAAAGAUGAGGCUAAACUGUUUGUCGAAGAUCUUAGGAAUCUUGAUCCACAUGCUCCCAAAGGCGAGGAUCUCAGGUUGCUGGAACGGAUAGUGAAGAAGUGGCCAUAGAUAAUUGUUGAUGAGAAACCUCACAGUGAACUUGUCAAACCCUGACUUCAAAUCUGCUUCUGAACACUUUGUUGCUGCAGAGGAAGGUUCUGAACACUUAAGCUUGUAGCUGUUAGUGCAGGAUCCGUGGUGAAGAACUCAACAAGUAAUAUAUCUUCUUGGUGACUCAUAGUAAGAAUUGUCUCUGCAUAAGAGCUAAAUGUUCCUCAGUUCUCACUUUAGUUACCGUUUCGCAUGAUCUUAAACUUAA
Molecule: messenger RNA, 2776 nt
Organism: Arabidopsis arenosa
Lineage: Eukaryota; Viridiplantae; Streptophyta; Magnoliopsida; Brassicales; Brassicaceae
Source: the annotation of a GenBank genome assembly